ACGACGGAAGUUAGCAAUACGUACAUUGUGCUACCUGUCCUGCGGCCGGCUCCAGCGCUUGAUAAUCUCUUCUGCAGAUACUGGCUCCGCUCCUUCUACAACCAGCGCGUCCGCAAUGUUGUUCCACAAAUUCGCCCUUUUCACCGCUUCCUUAUAAUAUUUAUCUUUUUUAUUAUAAAUGAGGUGAUCGAGAAGCUGCUCAUUCGGUGGAAGUACGACCUCUCCACAGUAUUCUCCAGUGAGAAUAGAGACACCCUCACCAGCGGUAUUGCCCGGAACAGUUCAGCACCUCCACCUCCGCCGUCCAAGACCCCGAGCCGCUCGUACGGGCCUCCAACGCGCUCUUACGGGCCUCCAACACAAGAGGAGACCCGUGCGAGAGGCUACAGCGCUCCGUUCAUCAGCGCGCAGACGCUCGGCCAAUCACAGUUCAGGCCGAUUCAAGGUCAGCGCGGCCGGCCAAUCGGCUUCGACAGCGGUGUGACGUCAUCGGUCGGCUCGGCCUAUCAGAGCGGCCCGGGCGUGGUGUACAGUGUGCCCUCGACCCGGCAGAAGCCGCCCCCGGAGCAGCCCUAUAGCGGCUAUCGGGCGCCCAGCAACACCAACUCAAACACUUGGGGUUACAGUUUUUCGGUGCCGUCGUCGCGGCAGAAGCGGCAGGCGUCAACCGUUGGCCAGCUGUGUCCCACGGCAGGUCAAUUUGUAAUGCCCCGGGCGGGGCUCAACAACCGGGGAGAAUGGCGCUACUUGAUCAACAUGGGGGAGCUGGACCAGCAGUACACACAGCUCAUCAGAUCGGAACGCUGCCUGUCGAGCCAGUGCAGCGGCCUGUGCACUGUUCCUGCCGGGAUGACAGCUACGUGCCAGCAGCAAUACGUGCAAAAGAAAAUGGUCGGCCUGAACCCCAACGGUGGAGAAAUGUACACCGAUCUCUACUGGAUCCCGCAUUGCUGCGUCUGCCAGAUCUCGUAGAACCGGAGUUGGUGGGGUUUGUAGAAAGGAAGGAAGGCCAGUGAGCCGGGGUGUACCUCAGUUGUGGUCUUCUAGAUUCGGUAGACGCCAGUGGAGUGAAGAAUCGGGAAGUCAAUGGGCUGGGUCGACUUCAGUUGUGUUCUACUGAAUUCGGUAUAGACGCCGCGCGAGAAGGAAUGGUCUGCUGGAAUGACGCUUGUAGGGUCUGAUGAAAUCGGUAGAAACGGGUGGAAUGUGUACGACGGAACGUUGAUGUGAUCCCUACUCAUUGCUUGAUAUGGGUUAGCAGUUGUUGCGUUCAUUGAGAGAGAUAUUGGUAGAAGGUACCGGGUGUUUCUAACUAGUGACUGAUGCUCAGGCGCUUAAGGCGUCAAGAAGGUAAACCUCAGGCCAGACAUGAAAAAUCUCGGGAGCGCAGAGCGACUACGGACGGGCCAGGCCUUUCGAACAUACCGUGUAUCAUCCCACGACUGCUGAAGGAUCUAUGGCACGAUUUCAGUCAGUUGGUCCGCGUAAAACGUGCUAGAACAUCGAGCGUUUCACUAAGCAGCCACAUCUCUUCACCACUGGGCGAGGAAAGAAGUGUGACUGACGCGUCCAUUUCAAUGUCACGCACACGCGAAUCGUCAGAGAUGUGACUCUGCAGGGAUGAGCACUUUUCUGACUGUGGCUGAUGGACGCUCAGUGCUAGGCUAAACACUGAAGUCAGCUGAGAUAGUCAGUGAAUAGGAGAGGAUGAAGUCCGUUUCUAUCAGGAAACUGACAGUUUUUAUGUUAUUUGACCGGUACGGAUGUCAUCCUCGAUAGAACGUGUGAGGUCGUGUGGCGUUUUCACGAGUGGCGGGUCGAUAAAGGACUCCAAUAGAUGACGCGGGCGCCAUCUGUAGCUGAUUGAAGCGCUUCACGAUCCGACGAUGCGCGCAAAGUGUGUUUCGCGGAACUGCUGGUCCGAAUUGGCGGAGAACCUCACGACGUCUGUCGCAAGUGGGCUUGAGGUCUUGGUUGGUGAGAAUACCACUGUAGUGCGGACCUUAAAAAGAUAUUGUGUGAUGAGGUAUGAUAAGGAUACGUCGUGAUCAAUCCUCAGACGCGAACUCUUUGAGAAGAAUCGUACUUGUGGAUGUAUGCGCUCGUAACAAUACAGUGCGUAGCUAUUGCUGAGUGAGUGGUACAUUGAUGAUGGCUAUUUGAGCUCGUAGCAAUACAGUGCGUAGACAUUGCAAGUGAGUGGAUGUUGCAGUCUUGUAUCAUCCUCGUGUAUUGCCAUUGACCUCCGUAACAGCAGUGUGUGACUGAAUGAGCACGUGAAAUUGGUGUGACGACAGAUAUUGAUGUGAAUGGCGGACGGGAAGUAGUGUUUGCUUAGCGACUGUUGUCGGAUUUUUGGAGACUAUCAAUCGCUUUAAGCGCUUUACUUUAAUGAAAAACGCACGUCAAGCCUCCUCAAUACCUUUAACCCUGGAAAGCUGAAAAUAUCAUCUUACUUUCCUUUUUGACUUUCUGUUUAUUCAUAUCGCUCGUCUCGUGCCGUAUUUAUUUAUUUUUCACCUAGCGCUGAGUCAGGCAUAAAAAUCAGACUAAUUAUAUGCAGUUACUUGAACUUUUGGAACUCACCGAAAAUGGCUAUUUUUAUAUGGUAGUGUAGUAUGUGUUGCACAUGAAUUAAUUAUCGUAAAUCAUUUAUAACGGGUGGAAUAUGUGUUCAAGGGUAUAUGCUGCGCUGCCCGUUCAGUCAGAAGGAAUGUUUUGCAGAUAAACUCAAUGCAGACGCAAAAGUUAGCAUAAAUCAACUGACGCCCGGUAUAUGAUUGUUAGGCGUUGCCUAGCGCUGGACCGUCCGUCCAACAACAGUACUCCAACGUAUGGCACGAGACUGGGCUUCUUUUGACUUCUUUGUCGCUAUUUUUGAGACACUACCAACGCCGACGGCGCUGAUUUUGGGAAAACAAUAGGCCACCAAUUGGCAAAGGUUAUCUGUCAGUUGAUCACUUCAUGUGGUGGAUGUUUGCGAGUGUGCGCGUGUGUUUAUACACGCGCACACUCGUGAAUGUAUUUGUGAAUAUGUGCUUGUGCAUGUGUCUAUAUUUGUGAAUGUGCGUGUGUAUCUAUAUUUGUGAAUGUGCGUGUGUAUCUAUAUUUGUGAAUGUGCGUGUGUAUAUUUGUGAAUGUGCGUGUGUGUUUGUAUCGUAUGCGUUUGAUGUGAGCCAGCAACAAUGCUCACGCAGAAAUGGAAGGCGGGAUUUCACUCAGCUUAUCAUCACCGUAUCUACGCUGGUUUAUUGACUAUGGUGUAGUAUCUGGAUUUUUACUGGUUAAUCUAUAAACAGUGCUGGCGUUAGGCUGCUUAGAUAUUUUACUCAGAUGCAAGAAAACUUAUUUGACGUCAACCUCUACCCCAGAAAUAUGAUGAAGUAGACUCGUUCACAAACGGAUUAUGUUAUGAGCAUUGAGCAUCAUUUUUAAACCCGUUAGUACUAUGCGCUUUUUUGCUCAGUUCUCUUGGGUAAUUGAUUCUGGACUAAUAUAUUUAUUCAGGCACACUGCGUGGGUACCUAUUUCGUUGCUCGUGUCAUGAAUUGUCACCACUUGUUUUUCGCAUGAAAUAAAGUUGCAACUGA
Molecule: messenger RNA, 3590 nt
Organism: Amphibalanus amphitrite
Lineage: Eukaryota; Metazoa; Arthropoda; Thecostraca; Balanomorpha; Balanidae
Exons: 6
Biological process (GO): regulation of Toll signaling pathway; innate immune response; central nervous system formation
Cellular component (GO): extracellular region
Molecular function (GO): growth factor activity; Toll binding
Source: RefSeq, a predicted model, not a curated record